AUGCCCGGCUCAAAGUUGGUGGCUGCCGUCACCGACAAUAAGGGCUUCUACAACAUUGCCCUCCUGCCAUACUGGCCGAGUAAGACUGACUACGACAAGUGGGCGGCUGAGACCGGCUUCACGGAUUGGUGGGCCGCCAUAGACCCCCGGGAGUUCGGUCACGGCUGGUUUCUCGAGGUCUUCUUUCCCCCAGUUGAUCGUUUCGAGACCGUCUUUUCCAACUGCCAGAUACCCGAAGGCGCCGCGCAUAUGGAGGAGUCCUUCAGCGGGCAGAUCCGGGAGCACGUCUACUGGGGAAGCAUGCGCGAUCGCCUUGCAGCAGCCCAGACAGGUGAACUUGAGGGUGAAAAGGCAGCCAAGCGCGAAGCAGACCCGGCCGGCCGGGUCCACGUCUGCGGUAAGAAAAAUCUCGCCGUCAUCCGCUCCGGCCAGGACUGGUUCGAUACCCUGCCGGAUGAGCGCAAGUUGUAUGUUGAGACAAUGCGUCCCGUCCUGACGGCUGGCAUGGACUUUCUCCGUGAUAGGGGCAACGAGGUUGGUUGCCAUAGCUGCCGAUUCAUGCAUGUCGUGGAUUCAACGACGCGAAAGGUUAGAACAUAG
Molecule: messenger RNA, 600 nt
Organism: Hirsutella rhossiliensis
Lineage: Eukaryota; Fungi; Ascomycota; Sordariomycetes; Hypocreales; Ophiocordycipitaceae
Product: dehydratase domain-containing protein
Exons: 2
Coding region: 1-600 (199 amino acids)
Source: RefSeq, a predicted model, not a curated record